GAUAACAAUUAAUUAUAUUAUUGCGUUGAGAGAUGUGUUUAGGCGUUGGUUUGUUAGCUCACAGAUACACACCGUUUACUUGGUUCUCGCCUUAAUAUACUUAACAUUGUUUAUUAAACGACAGUUAAUUGUAAUUUUGUAUACUAUUUUUGUCACACCAUUACUGUCUCCGCUAAGACAUGAGUCGUUUCACAAAUGUGGGUAACUUUGCGGCCGUCGGCUGGUGUUCGGCCGGCGUUGGACUGUUAGGCCUAAUAUUCAUGAUCGCCGGCGCCGUUAUCACAGGAAUCGCUUACACAGAGAUUACUCCACCAAAUUAUGAUGAAAACUAUAACAGAUAUCUGGGCGCAAGUGUUCCCCGUUUAGUGGGUCCGUUUUUGUUAUGUUUCGGUGCGAUCCUAUUGUUCGGCUCGUGUGCCUUCUUUGGUCUGGCCUUUUAUCACGCGAACAGAGAGUAUGACUCCAACGGAAGCACCAGUAGAUAUCAAUAUACGGCCGCCUCGUCUACCGAAUANGCGGCCGUUCAUAUAACACACGCCACGAGUGUAACCGAUGUGGAGGAUAACGACGAGCAGACAGUAAUCCACGAGCCAUUAGCCCAUUCCGUGUCGCGCGAGAGUACGUCCGUAUUGAGUAUAUCGGAGUACUUCGACGCCGAAGAGAACCUCUCGGCCUGUUCUACGUCUACAGAGGAUGAGGACGAAGAGAGUCUGGCCACUGAUCUCAGCGACGACGGCACCGAAUACAGGCAUUUGUCCAAAACUUCCAUCGAUAAUAUGUCGAUCGCCAACACCACUGGUCGGCGAUCCAAACUGCCAGCCCCUCAGCCCGACACAGGCGAUGUCUCGCUUUGGAGUCUUUUAUGUAAAAAUAUAGGCAAAGAUUUGUCAAAGAUCUCAAUGCCGGUCACAAUUAACGAGCCGUUGAAUGUAUUGCAACGCCUCUGCGAAGAGCUCGAGUACAGCGAUCUCCUCGACAAAGCGGCCUUAAUUGAAGACAAUCGCCAACGAAUGCUACAAAUCGCCGCUUUCGCCGUCUCUUCCUACAGCUCCGCCUACUAUAGGGCCGGACACAAGCCAUUCAAUCCACUGCUCGGCGAAACAUACGAGUGUAUCCGCGAAGACAAGGGUUUCAGAUUCAUAUCAGAACAGGUCAGUCAUCAUCCGCCGGUGUCUGCCUGUUGGGCCGACUCUGAUAACUACAUCUUCUGGCAGGAUAUGAGAAUUAAGAGUAAAUUUUGGGGCAAAUCCAUGGAAAUAAUACCGUUCGGAACGGUUCACGUGCUCUUAAAGCCCUUCAACGCUCACUAUCGGUGGAAUAAAGUGACCACUUGUGUACACAAUCUGUUCAAAGGCCAGCGUUGGGUCGAUAACUACGGAGAGUUGACGAUAACGGACGGCGAGUUGACGUGUCGGCUCACGUUU
Molecule: messenger RNA, 1424 nt
Organism: Medioppia subpectinata
Lineage: Eukaryota; Metazoa; Arthropoda; Arachnida; Sarcoptiformes; Oppiidae
Source: the annotation of a GenBank genome assembly